Messenger RNA from Elgaria multicarinata webbii, 2684 nucleotides. RefSeq names its product E74 like ETS transcription factor 3 (gene ELF3). Gene Ontology annotation, molecular function: sequence-specific DNA binding; DNA-binding transcription factor activity, RNA polymerase II-specific. The record is from RefSeq and is a predicted model, not a curated record. Gene Ontology annotation, biological process: regulation of transcription by RNA polymerase II; cell differentiation. Bases 143 to 1252 code for a protein of 369 amino acids. Gene Ontology annotation, cellular component: nucleus. NCBI's taxonomy places the organism in Eukaryota, Metazoa, Chordata, Lepidosauria, Squamata, Anguidae. The transcript has 9 exons.
GGCUGGGCCAUACGUGGGGAGUGGAGUCACGAAUACCAGGGCACAGGUGAGCAGGAGCCGCACUCUCUCUGGGACGCUGCCUUAUCAGCCGGCUACUUACUGUGUGGAUUAACUGCUGCUGGAGCACCUGCCUGAAAAUUCCAUGGCGGGAUCCUGUGAAAUUAGCAACCUUCUCUCAAACUACAUCAGUGCCAUGUACCAGCAAGAGGAAACACCACCGGACCCAGAUCUGCUAACCCACCUUGGCGAUGAUGACAACAUUUCUCUCGCUCUGUCUAAUACGCUCAUGACAACGGAGACGACAGGCAAACCAACAUGGUAUGGGGAGAUGCCCCACUGCUGGAGCAGGUCUCAGGUGCUGGAGUGGAUCAGCUACCAUGUGGAGAAGAACAAGUACGAUGCCAGCGCUAUAGACUUCUCCUGCUGCAACAUGGAUGGCUACACACUCUGCCAAUACACGCGGGAUCAGCUGGGACUUAUCUUUGGGCCCCUCGGCGAUGAGCUGUAUGACCGCUUGCAUGAGAUCACCUCUGUCUCAGACGAACUUGGUUGGAUCAUGUCUGUGUUGAGGCCCGAAGAUGUAUCCCAAGAAGUCCUUCUUGACUCCAGUCCUUUAGAAACAGGGAACUCAUGCAGUCAGGACUACUUGGAUGAGUUGAAGAUAGUCAAUCUUUUCUCACAGCACGACCUUGGCUACAUUUCAGGAGCCAUGUCACCAGACAGCUCUGCGUCUCUAGCAGGGACGAUGUCUCAGAGCCCUCAGUCUCAGGACUCCGGUGGAAGUGACCUAGAUCUUGAUCCCACAGACAUUAAGCCCUGCCACUUUUCAGAUGGUGACUAUGCAGAAUAUAAAAAAGAAGAUCUCAAGAAGCGGAAAAGGGGACGACCCAGGAAGGUCAGCAAGGACAACAGAGACUGCUUGGAGACCAAAAAGAGUAAACACUCCCCAAGAGGGAUCCACCUAUGGGAAUUCAUCCGGGACAUUCUAAUUCACCCAGAGAUGAACGAGGGGCUGCUGAAAUGGGAGGACCGGCGAGAAGGCAUCUUCAAGUUCCUGCGUUCAGAGGCCGUGGCCCAGCUCUGGGGACAAAAGAAAAAGAACAGCAGCAUGACCUAUGAGAAGCUAAGCCGGGCCAUGAGGUAUUACUACAAGCGGGAGAUCCUAGAACGAGUGGAUGGCCGGAGACUUGUGUACAAGUUUGGGAAGAACUCCAGUGGGUGGAAGGAGGAAGAGGUGCAAGACAGGAGCUAAGGCGCUGCGAGAGCCACAGACUGAUCUGGCCCUGCCGCCCUCCUGCUUAGAGGGUCAGCUCUAAGCACAAUGCACUGAUAUGGGGCUCCAAGCCCAUAGGCUGCUGUCUCAAGCAGUGUGUGUUAGACUCACCCCUCCAUGGGGCAAAGUGUGCAGUCUGGCUCCCCGCCGGGAGCUCAGGUAAUUACAGCUGAUAUUUUGGCUCAAGUAGGUUAUUGUGAACCAUUAUUACUCUGUUGCGAUUGGACUCUGGCUGCCGCCGACUCUGAAUAGGAUUACAAUGCCUUUGGCUGUCCGAGGCCCUGCACGGAGCUCACUGAGGCAGAAGGAACAGGCCGUUCUUGGUGAUGGCUUUGACCCGGAGGGCUUUUCACAGGGCAUCAAACGGUCCGCUGAUCCACAGUGAAUGCUGUGGUCAACUGUUCACAUGGGGAACUAGGAUUUGCCACUCCCGUAUCAUCAGCAGAUGGGAAUGCUGAUCAGUCCUGAUGUCCACUAUGGAAUGGUAGUGGGGGCACACUGCUUGCCGCUCAGCUGCAGACUGUUUACCAGCUAAUGCUCCUGUUUUAACAGGCUGAAGUGAACUGGCAGAAGUAAAGCUGAGAUCAUUGUGGAUUUCAGAUUGUUGGUGGUGGAGGGCACGGUUCAGGAGCCCUUUGCUUCACUCCUCCCUAGUCCGUUUAUGUGCAUUGCGGGCAGUCCUGCAUUUUGAAGAGGAGGCACUUAGCUCAACAGUCCUCAUAGCCAUGCUACCAAGGAGCGGCUGAAAAUUCAGGCUGCUGUGCUGAUCUAUAUCAACAGACCAGUUCUAUCACUUUUCCCUUCCCCUCUCUGCCAGGAGUGUUUCUUUUGUAAAGCUAAUGGAUCUUAAUGGCCCAUUCAAGUUGCCCCCAAAUACUUUGCAUUGCAACAUGAGCAACAUAGUGUUGCUGGGUAAAUCCACCCCUCCCCCCACAGCAACUGUAAGGAUUACAGCUAAACUCAGGAGGGAACAGAGAAGUUUGUGGUGGUGGUGGCUCCGAGUGCGAGUGCUGCAUCCGAGUGCUGCAUCCUGGCUCCGGUGGUGGUGGAGCGAUUCCUCUUUCCAGAAGGUCUGGCAGCCUUCCCCAUGUGUAGCACCUUCUUGCUCUUAAUUUAUGUGAUAUAUGUAAGUGUGUUUAUAUAAUGUACAUAGAUAUCUAUUUUUUUUCAUAACUAAGUUUUGUGUGAUUGCAUAAGGAAGCACUGGGCAUUUUUCAAAACCAAUGAUUGUUAUUGCUGAUAUUCAGCUGGGCUGAACAAAAAUGGAAAUCUUUUAUUUUGAAAUCGUGAAGUGUUUGCGUAGGAUGUUGUACCUGCUCGUUGGUGACUCCAGGAGAGCCCUGCGCCAUGUACUGGCUUCCUGCUUUUAAAGAAUAAUUAACCAAUAAAUCAUUCUUUUGUUGGUUUUGAA